Aedes albopictus (Asian tiger mosquito) is the source of this 1789-nucleotide messenger RNA. RefSeq names its product arrestin domain-containing protein 17. NCBI's taxonomy places the organism in Eukaryota, Metazoa, Arthropoda, Insecta, Diptera, Culicidae. The record is from RefSeq and is a predicted model, not a curated record. Gene Ontology annotation, cellular component: cytoplasm. Gene Ontology annotation, biological process: protein transport. The transcript has 2 exons. The coding region runs from base 225 to 1391 and encodes 388 amino acids.
UGGGACUGUGAUUUCGGUUCUAUGUGUGUGGGCGUAAAUAUAUGUGCUUCUGAUUGUAAAUUUGUAAUUGAUAGCGAUCGCAACUUUUCGUUAUCAGCUCCGGUGCUGAUUUAGUUUUUUUUCGCGUUCUGUCUUUUCCUGUUACGGUUAGUCGUCUGUCAGUCAGUGAGGUACAUCCGUUGAAAGUGGGUCGUCGCAUCUUCGCGUGUUUGGACCCAGCUGCAAUGGCUCCUCCCAUCUGUGACAUUUCGUUCGACAACUCGCACGGGGUGUUCUUCGCGGGUCAAACUCUCGCCGGUCAGGUGGAGAUCACAGUGCCGAAGGCGAAGAAAGUGAAGAGUGUCUUUUUGAAGAUUACCGGUCAGAGCAGUGUGCGAUGGUCGGAGAGUGUCGGCACGGGGACCAGUGUGCAAUACAGUGCCCGUGAGGACUACGUUAGUCAUUUGGAAAAGUUUGUGGAGAAUGAAGGGGGUGAGGAAGUGGAACUGAAAGAGGGAACACAUAUCCACAAGUUCUCAUACAAGCUGCCAACGGAUUGUCCCACAUCGUUUGAAGGUGAUUUCGGUUACAUACGGUACACAGCGCGAAUAGUGUUCGAACGGCCGUGGAAGUACGAUCUAACAUACAAGAUAGCAUUUACGGUGGUAAACCAGUUGGAUUUGAAUAAGAUUUCGCCACCUUUGAACGUUGCCACCGUGCAGGAGAACCUGAAGCAGUUUAGCUGUGGACCAUGCAGAUCGGCCCCCAUGAUUAUGACGGUGUGCAUUCCGAUGACUGGCUAUGUUCCGGGACAACUGAUUUCGGUUGUGGUCGAUGUCAUGAACAAAAGUAGAAAGGAUGUAAGUGAACUCAAGAUAAAACUUCGCCGGCAGGUCAAAUACUUCAGCCAAUCAUCGAGCAAGAAAAGCAAAAGCGUGCUUUCUACGCUGGUUAAGUAUCAAUGCGGUGGCGUAGAUCGCAAUAAAUCGGUAGGAUACGAACGGCGUCUUUUGGUUCCACCGGAGCCCCCGACCCGCUCGACCAGCAUAAUCCAAAUAGAGUACUUUAUCGAAGUGGUUGCAAAAAUACCGGGCCUGUAUGGAUGCCCGCAGGUGAAGAUUCCGAUCGUGAUCGGUACGGUGCCACUGGCCAAUCUGGACAAAUCUCAGGCGCAAGCUUCGGUCGUGGAUGGGCGGACGGCCAGGUCGAGUAAUAACCUUUCGACCCAGUUCCUAGCGAGCAGUAUCCAGUCGUUGAAAAUGCCCCACAGCUUCGAGGAAUCGACGACCCGGGCAGCGGUCGACAUCCAGGAGGACGACGAGCACCAAACGCUGGGAGCGAAACCUUUCACCCCGCGCUAUCCGGUCUACAAGUUCGACGGGAACGAAACGACUCCGAAUCGAAUCAGCUGAAAGAACAACGAAACGAAAGCGCACCAACAAGCAACCUAAUGGAAUAGUGACGUAGCGUGUCGCCGCACUUAUCGACUUGGAGGAAAACAGCAAUAACACAAAUUGCACCGCGUUCGCUGGCUGGCUGCUCCACUGGUUGGUGCCAAGGUGUUGUUGGCUCUUAUCGGCGGCUACGCAACGGUGAGGGCAAAUUUGUUUGGCAAUGAAACAUUGUGUCACCGGUGCACAAGCUGUUUCGAAAUUGGCCGGCGUGAUGGCGGUUUAAAGGUGCGUCGCUGAGAAAUUGCAACAUUCCAUUGAAAGCGAGAGCUUGGAGUAGGAUUAUUUAUAAGCGGUGGUUUUUGAUGAAAGGAUGUGAUGAAUGAAUGAAGAUAAAUUAUGAUGAGUAUAAAAACAAA